GCUCAGCUCUUCUUCAUCGGAUAACCUUCUAUCUCUGUGGCUCCCAAGUGGGCGGAGACUGUGAAGGGCUACUCCCGGGUUGGAUUGCGCAUUCUGACUCGGCUCGGGACAUCUGGACACGCUUUCGCGGGUACUGACUUCAGUAAGCUGGUAGGUCAAGAGUCAAGAUGAAGGAGACAGUGUCCCAUCAAGCUCCUAAGGUCAUUAAAAAGCUUCAGUUCAGUCUCUUCAACAGUCAGGAUACUGUGAAGCUCGCAGAGUUCGAGGUCACGCACAGAGACCUCUACACUGCUACCGAUCGUCUUCCGGUGAAGAAUGGUGUUCUCGACAGACGAUUGGGUACGACGGAAAAGAAUGCCUUCUGCGAAACCUGUGGAUUGAACUCGGUAGACUGUGUCGGGCACUAUGCCUACAUCAAGCUUGCUGUCCCUGUCUUCCAUAUUGGCUACUUCAAGCACUGCAUAACUAUUCUGCAAUGUAUCUGCAAGUCAUGCGCGAGGGUUCUCUUGGAGGAGCCAGAUCGCCGUUCUUACCUUAAGCGAUUUCGACGUCCAAGCCUAGAGAACAUCCAACGGCAAGCUCUAAUCAAGGCCGUGAAUGCUCUCGCGCGGAAGACCGUCUACUGUCCAUACUGUGCGUCCACGAACGGUGCUGUGAAGAAGGCCAGCGCACUGAAAAUUAUCCACGACAAGUUCCGGGCAAAGAAGACGGUAGAUGAGAUGGAGAAGUGGAAAAAGACUUUCAGCUCCGCCAUCGAAGCCCAGAAAGACCUGGCCAUGUAUGUCAACCGCGCAGUCCACGAAGAGUUGAACCCAUUGAAGGUUCUUGACCUUUUCAAACGCAUUUCCGACGAGGAUUGCGAGCUGCUUGGUCUGCGCCCGGAGUUUGCACGGCCCGAAGAGUACAUCUGGCAGUACAUAUCUGUGCCUCCAGUAGCAAUUCGACCAUCUGUUGCGCAGGACGGUGCAUCGAACGAAGACGAUCUGACGGUGAAACUGACAGAAAUAGUCUUCACAAAUGCACUCAUCAAGCAAGGACUCGCAAAAGGUGCUCCUACUGCACAGUUCAUGGAACAAUGGGACUUCCUCCAACUAUCCAUCGCAAUGUACAUUAAUUCUGAGCUCCCGGGUGUACCAUCUCAGAUGGGACAGAAGCCUAUCCGUGGCUUCUGUCAGCGUCUGAAGGGAAAGCAAGGUCGCUUCCGUGGUAACCUCUCCGGAAAGCGUGUCGACUUUUCUGGGCGUACCGUCAUCUCGCCAGAUCCUAAUCUACGUAUCGACGAGGUUGCAGUGCCGGAGCGUGUGGCGAAGAUUUUGACAUACCCAGAGCGCGUCACCCAACACAAUCUCGAGAUACUAAAGAAGGCGAUCCGCAACGGCUGUGACGUGCAUCCUGGUGCUAACUAUGUGACCGCCGGCAGUAGUGGCUUCAAGAAAUUUUUGAAGUUCGGUAACAGAAAUGCCAUUGCUGAUGGGCUAAGGGUUGGCGAUAUCGUCGAGCGGCAUAUCGUCGACGGAGACAUCGUCCUUUUCAAUCGACAGCCCAGCUUGCACAAGCUAUCCAUCAUGUGUCAUCGAGUAAAAGUGCGGCCGUGGCGGUCGUUCCGUCUCAACGAGUGUGUAUGUGGCCCUUAUAAUGCAGAUUUUGAUGGAGACGAGAUGAACCUGCACGUGCCGCAAACUGAGGAGGCACGGACAGAAGCCCUCGAGCUGAUGAGUGUCAAACACAACCUGGUUACUCCUCGUAACGGAGAGCCCGUCAUCGCAGCCAUCCAAGACUUCAUCACUGCCUCUUUUCUCCUUUCACGCCGUGAUCGUUUCUUCGAUCGAUGUCAGUUCACGCAGAUAUGUUCUUACCUUGCCGACGCCGACCUGCAGAUUGACAUACCUCCACCAACGAUCUUGAAGCCACAGCGAUUGUGGACCGGAAAGCAGAUCUUCAACGUGCUCAUGCGUCCUAACAGGCACUCCAGGGUGCGAGUCAAUGUCGAGUCGAGAUGCAACAAGGUGGAGAAGCCCGAUCCCAAAGCCUACCCCCGAAUGACCCCAGUGGACGACAUGUCGCCAAACGACGGGUGGCUCGUUAUCGUCAACAGCGAGAUCAUGUGUGGUGUUAUGGACAAGGCGACCGUAGGAAGUGGCAAGAAGAAGUCGAUCUUCGGUGUCAUCCUACGAGAUUAUGGUCCGCACGAGGCAGCUACAGCUAUGGGCCGGCUGGCGAAGCUUUGCGCACGGUAUCUCGCCAACUACGGCUUCUCUCUCGGUAUCAAUGACGUUAUCCCAGGCCCUAUUCUCGCUGCGCAGAAGGAGUCUAUGGUGCAGAAGGCGUACGCAGAGUGUGACGAUCUAAUCGCUCGAGCAAAGAAGGGCUUGUUGGAGAACAAGCCCGGUUGCGACCAGGAGCAGACUCUCGAAGCAAUGAUCUCUUCGGUUUUGUCCAACGUCCGUGAAAAAGUCGGAGAGAUUUGUAUGAAGGAGCUCAGCAGGCACAAUGCACCCCUCAUCAUGGCUACCUCUGGUUCGAAAGGUUCGGUCAUUAACGUCUCCCAGAUGGUUGCUUGUGUCGGUCAGCAAAUUAUCGCAGGUCAUCGUGUACCAGAUGGCUUUCAGGACCGUUCGCUUCCGCAUUUCCCGAAGAAAUCCAGAGAACCGCCUUCAAAGGGCUUCGUCCGUAAUAGUUUCUACACCGGCCUAACUCCCACGGAGUUCCUUUUCCAUGCUAUUUCUGGUCGUGAAGGUCUGGUCGAUACUGCGGUCAAGACUGCGGAGACUGGUUAUAUGCAGCGUCGUCUUAUGAAGGCCCUGGAGGAUCUCGUUACCCACUAUGACUCCUCGGUCCGCAACGCCGUGGGUGGUGUCGUCCAGUUCCGUUACGGUGAUGACGGUCUUGAUCCCGCAUGCUUGGAGGGUGAUGCUCAGCCUGUGGAGUAUCUACGAGCAUGGAGUCACGCUUCAGCCAUCGCGUCGCGUAGCUCACGCGGUCUUUUCCCCUUUGAGAUUUUGGAGUUCGUCAAUCAGGAGCUCGCCAAGCCCAAGUUUACCGGCGAGUGUUCGGCGGCGUACCUCUCGACGAUUCGGGAAUUCGUCUCAGAGCACAUCGCGCAGCGACUCGCCAAUAUUCGCAAGAGUCGCGGAAUGUUCGAGGCCCUCGAACGUGAACCGGAAUGGAGUGAGCACACCGAUCUCUCGAUGGGUGCAUCUGAAGCCGAUAAGGUCAUCGUGGACAACAGGUCCAAGGUGACAGAAGAUCAGGUCCGAACUUUCCUCGCCAUUUGUUGGACAAAGUACGUCAAGGCCAAGAUCGAGCCUGGCUCAACUGUCGGUGCCGUCGGUGCCCAGUCUAUUGGUGAACCCGGAACACAAAUGACGCUCAAGACAUUCCAUUUCGCCGGUGUCGCGUCAAUGAAUGUCACACUCGGUGUGCCACGAAUCAAGGAAAUUAUCAACGCCGCCAAGGUCAUCUCAACACCGAUCAUCAGCUGCAAGCUCGUGACGAGCGACAAUGAAGCGUCCGCACGUAUCGUUAAGGGGCGACUAGAGAAGACGCACUUGAGAGAUGUUGCGGGUGUCCUCGAGGAAGCCUGGGCCCCAGAAUACACCUACAUCGGUGUUAUCGUUGACAUGAAGACAAUCCAGGAUCUUCAGCUUGAACUGACCUUGGACGAUAUUAAGUGGGCGAUCGUCGUGGCGAAGAAGCUCAAAAUUAAGCAAGAGUCGAUCACUGUGAUUCCCAAAAAGAACAGGCUGAGGAUCUAUGUCGACGGGCCCGACAAAUACUACCGUCUCCGUGAGCUUAAGCGAGCGUUGCCGGAGGUUGUCGUCAAGGGUGUCCCUACUAUUCGUCGUGCUAUCAUCAAUAUCAAGGAUAAGGACGACGCCCGAGGCAAGAAGGGUGACAAGGAGCUACUGGUCGAAGGUUACGGCCUGCAGAAGGUCAUGACAACGCAGGGUAUCGUUGGCGAACACACUACUUCCAACCACGUCAUCGAGACUGCGCAAGUGCUCGGUAUCGAGGCAGCGCGGCGCGCGAUCAUCAACGAGAUCCAGUACACGAUGGCGAGUCACGGUAUGAGCAUCGACCCUCGACACGUCAUGUUGCUCGGCGACGUCAUGACGUACAAGGGCGAGGUCCUCGGCAUUACGCGGUUCGGUGUCGCCAAGAUGAAGGACAGUGUGCUCAUGCUCGCAUCCUUCGAGAAGACGACGGACCAUCUGUUCGAUGCCUCCGCGCUCGGCAAGACGGACAGCAUCUUGGGUGUCUCGGAGAGCAUUAUCAUGGGCAACCCCGCGGCGAUGACCGGCACCUCCAUGCCUGCGCUCGUCACCCCGCCGCCGCCACUCAGCAAGCCGCGCAAGCUGCUAUUCGAGAGCGCGUUGUAAGAUCCCGUUUGCGCGUUUCUCAAAAUUGCGCUCUGAUAUCGGACUGCAUCCCAUACAUAUUGUUAUUGCUAAUGGCCUUCAUGAUCUCUUCGCUUUCGUCGCACGCAUGCUGUAUUUUAUGUAUCGCUUCCCAAUCUGCGGCAGAAUCAGUCGAUGCUUUGUCCGUGCGCGGGAACUAGAGUGCGAGACCGUGACAGCAACGACGCAAGUUGGCUGGCAGUAUUGCAUACAGUGAUGCUCGCAUGACUACAUCGAACGCGGUGUCGUAUGCGCAGUUUUACAUGUCCUGUAUAUAGUCACCACAGUUCCGGACGGACGGAACACUAUAUGCCAUAUACAUAGUCAGCAGGAGAAAAGCUCAGUCACUAUCACUGUCGCUGCUGCUGUCGCCGCCCUUCUUGUCGUCGUCUGUCGAACUCUCGUCGUCGCUCUCCUCGUCCUCCUCCGCCCCGCGGACUUUCACCUUGCCGCCACGCAUCAUCGCCAUCUGGCCCGCGAGCGAGUCUUCCUCCGGGUCCGAGAUCUCGUCUUCCGCGAGCACCUCGUCCUUGGCCUCCUCGAUCCGGAGCGUGAUGUCCCGCAUGACUUCCUCGCCCACGAACGUGUCGCUCACGAUGUAAAGCUUCCAUUGGAACGUCUGUGCCUGCGGCGGCGCCUGGAACUGCAGCUUGUAUGCCCGGUGGUCUUUCUCCGCGUCUGCGUUCGCGAGGGGCACGUCCGAGAUCUUCAUCGGCGGGACGAUCACUUUGCCGAUCUUGGGGUCUGCGAGCACAAUCCACCAGCUCGGCUUGCGGUUUGCUGGCCAGUGCGGCGCGUGGGCAAAGCCGGUGUCGCUUAGGCCCUUCGGCAUGUCUUCAGCAUCCUUGCGACUGCCGAGGAACUCGUCUUCGGACCGGUCGCGUGCCGCCAGAGUAGCGGACUCGUCUUUCUUCUCGGACUUGACCGUCGAGCUGGUAGUCGGUGGUACUAUGCGCAGCUUGACAACAAGAUAGACGAUAGACAGGGGAGAAACGACGCGCUCGCCAAUCACUGUCACACUUAUGAGUCAAGACACGUUCCAUGCGAACGGAUUGGAGCGUACCUUUGAAGGAGGCAUCGACGACGUCAAGCUUGCCCCAACGAGAAAGUGCCUUCUUGAUCUCAGAUGCCCUGCCAUCCGCCUUCUCCUCAAGAGUCCCCGGAACUGCCUCGAUGACAUGCGCCUCCUUGGCGAGUUCCUUGGCUUCAGAUUGUUUUAUACCAGGAAGCUGUGCAAGCCUUAGCGUAUCGUCUCCAGGCGAUAGUGCUUGGGUAAGGUAUGUGUGUAGGCGCAUUACUGCGAGGGUAGGCCAGAGCCAGUUGCGAGAGAGAACAAUGUUCAGAAGCGAGUUCAACAACGCAGGAGUCGUAAGCAGAAUGUCUGCUUGCUCUAAACGUCG
Molecule: messenger RNA, 5797 nt
Organism: Phanerochaete carnosa HHB-10118-sp
Lineage: Eukaryota; Fungi; Basidiomycota; Agaricomycetes; Polyporales; Phanerochaetaceae
Exons: 14
Coding region: 168-4379 (1403 amino acids)
Biological process (GO): DNA-templated transcription
Molecular function (GO): DNA-directed RNA polymerase activity; DNA binding
Source: RefSeq, a predicted model, not a curated record